AUGAGGGAUCCAGAGACAUUUGGCGACCAAGCAGAUAAGUUUGACCCAUCUCGAUGGUUAAAAUCCGACAUGAAAGAUCUCCAACGCAUGGACGACUGUCUUAGGCUUGCUUUUGGCUCUGGCAUGUCUGAAUGUCUAGGGAGAAGGACCGCGUUCCUGGAAAUG
This is a messenger RNA of Aureobasidium melanogenum CBS 110374, 165 nucleotides long. RefSeq lists its product as uncharacterized. NCBI's taxonomy places the organism in Eukaryota, Fungi, Ascomycota, Dothideomycetes, Dothideales, Saccotheciaceae. The transcript has a single exon. The annotation marks the transcript as partial. The record is from RefSeq and is a predicted model, not a curated record. Gene Ontology annotation, molecular function: heme binding; oxidoreductase activity, acting on paired donors, with incorporation or reduction of molecular oxygen; monooxygenase activity.